Messenger RNA from Helobdella robusta, 210 nucleotides. RefSeq lists its product as hypothetical. The transcript is spliced from 2 exons. Gene Ontology annotation, molecular function: voltage-gated sodium channel activity. Gene Ontology annotation, biological process: membrane depolarization during action potential; neuronal action potential; sodium ion transmembrane transport. The annotation marks the transcript as partial. Gene Ontology annotation, cellular component: voltage-gated sodium channel complex; plasma membrane. Lineage: Eukaryota; Metazoa; Annelida; Clitellata; Rhynchobdellida; Glossiphoniidae. The record is from RefSeq and is a predicted model, not a curated record.
GGCAAGGUGGCAGUUCUCAGGACCUUCAGAGUACUACGAGCCUUGAAAACUGUUGCUGUUGUGCCAGGUUUGAAGACAAUCGUAGGAGCCCUGAUGGAGGCCGUCAGACGUCUGCGGGACGUCGCCAUCCUCUCACUCUUCGUUCUUUCAAUCUUCGCUCUCAUCGGCUUGCAGUUGUACCAGGGCACUUUGAUGAAGAAAUGCGUGCGG